Molecule: messenger RNA, 2005 nt
Organism: Trichobilharzia szidati
Lineage: Eukaryota; Metazoa; Platyhelminthes; Trematoda; Strigeidida; Schistosomatidae
Source: the annotation of a GenBank genome assembly
UAUAUAUAUCGGCGAUCGGACUAUAAACGAGCAGUUGUCAUAAUGAACAAAUGGAUAAACUGUGCUAGUAUACAAUAAACCUGAGGGACCAUAAAAAACUGUACUGCAUAUUUUCAUUUUCGUAACAAAACAGGAAUUGACGCCAGAGAUGCUGCUUUUAACUAGCUGUAUAGUUAAACUUUUGAGAAUAUCUAAUGUGGAUAUAAACUAUUUCAAUACAUAGUAUGGAUUACAUAAUUUAUAUACAUAUACCGUAUAAUAAGUACUGAAAUAUAGUUAUUGUAUACAUAUAAAGAUAAGGGGAGCAUAUAAAUACUUCCUUUCAUACAUGUGUACAUAUUCCUGUUCAACUUUUAUAAUUUCAUUAUAUCAUAUUCUAUAUCUAACAGAACAAAUGAUUCAGCCUAUGAUAUUAACUGAUAAUUUAUCUACUACUGAAAGAAAUAUUAGUAAUAUAAGUAGUACCCAUGCCUAUAUCAAUAAUACAACUAUUGGUAAUUAUUUAGCUCAUGAUUUCAAUACACUUGACUUAAAUAAUAUUAAUACUACACAAAAGGUCAACCAGACUUUGGAUCAUAGUCACUUGAUUGAUAAAGAUGAUUUUGAGGAGGAAGGAGAUUCUGAUGAAAAUUCUUUCAAUUAUUCUGACGUAGAAAUGGAAGAAUGGGAUAACAGCACCUUAGAAGAGGAUAAUUCACACAUUGAUAGUACAGCUGAACACUUUGACUUAUCAGUCAGUCCAUCAUCUUUAACAAAUUUAACAAAGCAAAAAGUUGAUAUCAAUUUGGAUUCUAAUACAAAUUUACGAUUUUUAAAAUAUUUUGUCGGUGAAACAAUUCGUAUGCGUUGUAUUAUACCUGAUGGACCAUAUGUGGUAAUAUGGAAUAAAAUUGGUAUGGAGUAUCCGCUGACAAUUGGUAAACGAAGAUUUAUACCAGACAAUAGAAUCAGUGUAAAAUAUAAGCCACCAGAUAGAUGGAGACUGCGCAUCACAAAUGCCAGGUUGACUGACAGUGGUGUAUAUACAUGUACGAUGAAAGCAAUACACAAAGAAGAAGAAGAAGUAGAGGACCAUUCAACUCAGUCAAAUGAUAAUAAACGCUCUUGUCACAAAAUGAAUGAUAAUAAUAACAGUCAAGAUGUAUCAGAAAAUUCAACGCUAAGACUAAGUAAUCCUGACUAUUACAUAACCGUAGUUGAGCCGGAGGUCAAUGAACACAAACAAACGGACGCACCACCUCCUGUGGUACCGAAGACUUUGACAAAAAAUCCAACACUCACUGUCACUGGUCCAAAAGUAGCAUACUAUGGCAGACCAUUGGAGCUGAAAUGCUAUGCAAAAUUCCCUACAUCAUUUCAAAUAUCUGACUACGAAAUAAUACUCGAAUGGUAUCACAAAGGAAUUCGAAGGAAAUCAGAUCCAUAUAAUUCUGGAAGUCUAUACAUAGAACAAAGAUGGCUUAAUUCAAAUACCCUAGAAAGUCGAUUGUAUAUAAAACAAGCUAGAGAAACAGACACAGGUCAAUGGAUUUGUUUAGAACGUUACAAGUCUGCUGAAAAGACAAGACUUGAUUUGUCUAAAUAUAUGCAUCUGGCACCAGAACAUAAGAAUCUCCAUACCAGAGAUCAAUCGAGUAAUGGUCAUCCUUCCAAGUCUCUAAUUUCAAACGAUCUUCGUCUACCUCCUGUGUCAUCUAUUAUACCAACAUCGAAAGUUACUUAUGGCAGAAUUGAAGUGGAAAUACUGGAUAUGUCAAAAGCUUCAAUUCAUUUGAAGGCAACUAAAUCAGAUAAUACUCGGCAUGUAUACAGCUAUAUUCAUCCAAAUUCUAAAUUGCUACGAACAAAAUCAACCAAUUCCGCCUAUAAUCUUAAAUCAAACUGUGAUUCUUUCAUAAAGAUGUACUUGUCUACAAUAGUUAUACUGUGUUUUUCUAUGACAAAGUUAUUAACAGAUGUAAUUAUGUAAUUAAGAUAUUUACCUUUAUAACUUGCAUAUAAUGAU